This is a messenger RNA of Pygocentrus nattereri (red-bellied piranha), 1288 nucleotides long. It is a transcript of the gene hspb15, whose product is annotated as heat shock protein, alpha-crystallin-related, b15. The coding region runs from base 435 to 1001 and encodes 188 amino acids. Lineage: Eukaryota; Metazoa; Chordata; Actinopteri; Characiformes; Serrasalmidae. The transcript is spliced from 3 exons. Gene Ontology annotation, biological process: protein refolding; response to heat. The record is from RefSeq and is a predicted model, not a curated record. Gene Ontology annotation, molecular function: protein folding chaperone.
CAUUCUGUUCCAGCCCAACCAGCAAGCUUGCAGUUACUGUGGUGAGGCAAAGAGCACUGAGAUGUGACCAGAUUACAGAGGCCAUUGAGAGAACAGCUCUAUCACCAGUGCAUCUAUUGUCAUCUGCCAAGAAUUUGCCAUUCUCCCUGCAGAGCUAUUAAUACGGAUAACUUUGCAUCAUUGUGUGUAUGUCAGACCGUAGCAUUGGGGUGAAAGCUCUACCUCACCCUUUUGUUGAUGCUUAGCGCUUGGAUAACUGAAAGUUCGUCACAAGGGCAAAACAGACUACCGCAAUAUAAAAAGAGCAGGUACUGUAUGUUGAGAAACUCAGUGUUGUAGAAUACAUUAGGCUUCCUAAGCUACAGCAUUAACAUAUGAGAAGCUUUUGCUGUAGCUUAUAACUACAGGAUUCAUCUGAGCAACUGACUUCAAACAUGCCUCGUCCUUUAUUCAAACGGAAUGGCAGCUGGGACUUUACCAGAGACUGGCCCAAGUCAAGCCUUUUAGAUCAGUGCACUGGACCACCCUUUUUUCUUAAUUCAGGCGAAAAUGACUGGCUGGAUUCAGCAAGGAAAACACUGGAAACAUCGCCUUGGCCUGGAUUCCUGUGCUUCCCUCUAGUAUCUCCUGUUUGCCAAGAAAUCUCUCCUUCAUCUGGAGUAGGACAACAAAGGCAGAAAGUGUCACAAGCCGAAUGUGACAGCAAGACCUGGAAGAUCUCUCUGGACGUCAGUCAUUUUUGUGCAGAGGAGAUCGGUGUCAAAACUAAUGAGGGCUACUUGGAGAUAACAGGGAAACAUGAGGAAAGACAAGAUGAACAUGGAAUUAUUUCCAGAAGCUUUACAAGAAAGUACAAGCUGCCAGCAGAGGUUGAUCUGCAUCAGAUGAGUUCUACACUUUCUCCAGAAGGGAUUCUUUCAGUGGAGGCACCUUUUGGUGCCUUUUCAAUCACCUCCUCGACAGAGACAGUUAUCCCCAUCCAGAUGCAGCAGAAGCAGUAGGUUUAUUCAAGCAUGUAAGGGUGACCAGCAUUAUUGCUUGAACAUUUCUGAAGUGUGAUUUUGUGAAUUCAUUUCUGUAGUGUUGACUUUUUUUCUGCUUUGUCUGAAAACAUUUGAACUAACUGUUUGGGUACUAAACAGACGUAACAAUCAUUGUGUAUACAUCAGAAUUAUUUAUAACCAUCUGGACAUAUAAAUUUCAUAUUCUAAAUAUUAUAAAGUUAUAAUUAACAUAUUUUAUCUUAAUUUUGUAGUGUAACAUACCGGAUUACUGUAAAGGUGUUAUC